AUGUCAGAAGCAAAUAAUGAGUCGGUAACUUCUGCUGACCAAAAACAAUCAAACACUGGAAUCAUGAAAGCUAGUGCUACAAAUACUGAUGGAAAUGAAGCACAACCUUUAUUAGGUUCAUCGAAAGUUGCUGCAAGAAGUCAUCCUACCAGGGUUAUUGGUGGUAACAAUAGUCAUCAGAGUAAUAAUGAUAGUAUUUCAAGGUCAAGUCAACAACCAAUUGGUAGAAGUAAUGAAAACUUACAAUUCAACUUGUUAAAGAUUUUAAGGAGUUAUAAGUCAUUUAUUAGAGUAAUAAGAUGGAUUUCAGGUAUAUCCCUUGUGAUUAGUAUCGUAUGGUUUAUUAUUACCUUGAUAUCAGAUUUUUUCUUUGGCUUAGAUUCUUUAAUUGGAUUUAAAGAUGGUGAUAAUAGUUUUAAUGAAAUUGUAUUGAUAUUGGUUUCCACUGUUGCAAAUUAUUCAACGUUGGUAUUCAAUAGAUUAGGGUUUUACUCAUCUUUGGAUUUAAAAUUAAAUAUGGUUCUAUUUAUUUUAUCAGGGAUAAAUUUAUUAAUCAUAUGCUGUAAUAGAUAUAUCAACAACAGAGUUGGUUUAUUGAAUAUUCUACCAAUAGUUUGGGCAGGUACUUCUUUUCUUAUUGGAAUAGUUUUUGAGUGGUACUUAUUACACUUUAAUAGACAGGUUUUGAAGGAAUGCGCCUCUGACGACGACGACGACUUAAUAGGAAUUUCAUUAGGUUCUUUUGAAAGUAACGAACCCUUAAGUAUACAGAGGCUCUCAUUUGUUAGAAGCAUGCAAUCUCAUACUUUAACCGAAUGGCUAUAUAUAGGGUUGAGAAAUUUAAUAAAAAUUCUUCUAGUAGUUUUUAUUGCACUUUUUACUUUGAAUACAAUGCUAUAUGCUUGGGAUAUAAGUGUUUUAACGAAAAAUAUUACCAAUAUAAAAAACUCAGAAGAAUCUUAUGAGUCAUUCCAUUGGAUUGAUGAGGCACACUCCUAUAAAUUACACAUUAAAUGUUAUGGCGAUGUUUUUAAUAACGACACAGCUCUUCAACCGGUUGUUUUAUAUGAGCAUGGUGGUUACGAUACAGGAUAUACGUCUACAAAUUGGAUCCAUGAUUUAUACCAAUUAAAUGAGGUCGAGAGAUACUGUACUUAUGACAGACCUGGUUAUGGAUUAAGUGGUUCACCACCGGCGCCUUUAUCUAUAUCUCUCGUAGCUGACGCAUUAUCAUAUGCCUUACUAGAAGAUGCAAAAAUUACAGGUCCAUUUAUCACUAUAGGUUAUGAUAUUGGUGGAUUAUUUUCUCAAGUAUUUUCAGCAAAGAACAUCGAUAGAGUUUCUGGAAUUUUAUUGAUAGAUUCAUGGACAGAACAUCUAUUACUUCGUGAGAAAUAUCCAGAUCUCAUUACGGAGGAUUCUCCAUUUCUAGAGGUAAACGCUGAUAAUAAUAAUAAUACAUCAAUUUAUUUUCAAGAUUGGCAUAGGGAAUUUAGACUAUUUAAGAACGGGUUGCUUUCCACUUUAGGGUUAAGCCUACAAAAAUCUUGGAUUUUUAAUAGAAGAGGCUCCAUAGAUCGUAUCACUGGAAGUGAUAUGAAGUACCAGGGGAAGUUCAUAAGAAAUAAAUUCCUAGAAAGUAUUACCAGUACUGUUUUGAGCUUUAGGGACGUAAUAAAUAGUAGAGAAACAUUAGAAAAUGCCAAGUUGAGCGUAGUGAGUUCCAAAACAAUGGUUCAGAAAUCACCCUCUUGGGCUAAUUGGCAGAGAGAAUUGACGAAAAUAUCAAAAAACACAAGGGAAUGGAAAAUAUUUGAUGGUGGUCAUGAUUAUUAUAAGCAUGCCGAUGGUAUACAACAAAUCCAGCAAGUAUUGAUAAGGCUAUUAUCAAAGUAG
Molecule: messenger RNA, 1896 nt
Organism: Vanderwaltozyma polyspora DSM 70294
Lineage: Eukaryota; Fungi; Ascomycota; Saccharomycetes; Saccharomycetales; Saccharomycetaceae
Exons: 1
Coding region: 1-1896 (631 amino acids)
Source: RefSeq, a predicted model, not a curated record